UUGUGACUGACACGAGCAUUGAUUAAUUUUUUAUUACAGGAAAACAUUUGUGAUUAUAAUUUUCAAUAGAUAAUUCUUGAAAAUUUGCACUUGGAUUUACACAAUAUAUCUAUUACAAUAAAAAUCGAAUAUGGCGUUGGCACGUGUGCCUCAAUUACGUAUUGGACAGCGCGAUCUUAAAUGUCUGCAAGGAUGUGGAUUUUAUGGAAAUGAUAAAUUUGAUGGGCUCUGCUCCAAGUGUUUCCGUGAACGCAACGAAAAAAGGAAACGAGCUGAACAGAAUGCAGCCCCACCCCCCGCAACGAUUGUGACGAAUACAGUUACCAAUGCCAGUAGCUCAGCAGGGCGCUUGUCACCACAAAACCUGUUGGGGCGCUCACCAAACCGGAGACAGGAAAGUAUGCCAGAAAUAUCGACGGGCACACUUACAAAGAAAAAAUCAUUAGUGCCGGCCGUUUUCCAAAAAACGCUUCAAUCAAAUACGUUAAAAAGUAAAAAGCUAAAACAAGAAGGUCAACUAGGGCAAAGAUCAUAUGUGCCCGAUCCUACGGAGAGUCAAUUUAUGCUUCAACUUCGACAGCUCCGAAUACCUGAUGAUGGCAAACGUAAACUGAAAAGCGAAAUCCAGCGCCUGGAUAAUUCCAUACGCAGUUAUAUGAAUAAUAAUGCCAACAAAAGCGUUGACGAACUUUCCGAAAUGGUACAAAAUGCCUAUACUAAAUUAGCCGAUAUUGUGCACAAUGAUCAACGUUUUCAAAUUGCAACAAAUGAAGAUCGAGAAAGUGCAAUUGACUUCUUUGAAAAAGUAGUCAUGACUCAAAAUCACAAAUUCCUUUUUAGUCCUUACUUUACUCUCGAUGAAGAGAACGAUGUAAAAAUUCAAAAGCGAAUACGCCAACUCAGUUGGAUUACAGCAAAACAUUUAGUAUGCAGCAUUGACGAAGUUAAUGCGGAGUCGAGAGAUCUAGUCUAUAACGCUAUAACAGAAUUGGUGGGUAUCGAUUCAUAUUAUUCCCCUCAAGAAAAACUGGAAUGCACAGUCCGUUGCUGCCGUCACAUAUUCGAAUUACUAAAACAUUCGGUGGGCGGUCCAGCAAGUGCUGAUGAAUUUUUGCCUGCGCUUAUUUUCGUUGUUUUGAAAGCUAAUCCAGUGCGGUUGCACAGUAAUGUGAACUUUGUAACACGUUUCACCAAUGCAUCACGUUUAAUGAGUGGAGAAGGCGGUUAUUAUUUUACCAAUCUUUGUUGCGCGAUCUCUUUCAUAGAGAAUUUAAAUGGUGAAAGUCUGGGAAUAACGGAAGAGGAGUUUCAAUUACUAAUGUCAGGUGAUAAGGCAUUCAGUACACCGUGGGAAAGUGCUUUAUUGGCUUGUGAAGGCUUACAUUUGAUUUCAGAAAAUAUGAAGCGUAUGGAAACGUUGAAAAAACGAAAUACCAGCAUCACUACCGGUAUUGAUAAUUUUCGCAAGGAGCUCGAAGAAUUUCAGCGCGAGAUUACCGAUAAGGUUGAUGCUUGCAUUGCUAAGGCGCCACUAACAAUCCUGCCUAUUAAAACACCAAAACAUCUUAUCAGUAAAGUGAGGACGCAUCUCACAAACGGCAGUGCUAUGCCUUUACCAGCAUCCUUACAACUUAGCGGACACUAUGGUGCCAAUUUAAUAGCAUCUAUAGACACCGAUGGAAAAACUACGAAAGAUAACUCAAAAAAUCUACUACCCGCGCCUCUGAUGCCGAAUAGUACAAAAACCAUAAGGGAUAAUUUUGAAGAUGCAUCGCACACUUUGGCGCUUAAAGACACCAGCAUUUCAUCCAUUGGUCGGUUAUCACCCUUACCACCAGCUCAGUUAAACCCAGACCAGUUUACAUCUCCAAUUUUCAACUACACUCCUUUCGACGCCAUUUCAUUGUUGGACGACCAUUCAGAUUCGACUGAUGAUUUUAUAUUGAACACAGAUUUGCGAGGAGGCCUUACAAAUGUAAAUUAUGAUUUCGACUUAUCGGAUCACAGUGCUGAGAAUAGUACUGCAGAUGAUCUAAAAUUAAACUUGGAAGAGUUUGACCCUCUUGCACAAAGGCCAGUGGAUGAUCUGGUGACUGAUCAAAAAAUAACGGAUAAAAAUGGUAGCUUAAUUGAACGUAGUUUAUUGGAUAGUGACUCACCCACAAAUGGAACAUUGUUGCCAUCGCCGCUAAAACCCACUGUUACUGAUUACCGUGGUUUUUCGAGCUUUGAAAUACCAUCAAUAUCCUGUAACACUGGCGAUUUCGCGUCACUAAAUCACACUGUUAAUGAAGCAGACGUGGGUAAUUUAGGUACCACUAGCAGAGAAACCGAAUAUAGCAAAGCUAAGUGAUUCAAAUUUUAAAUUUGGACGGAUUCGUAUUGUUGCCCGCGGUGAUAUAUGUAUUAAACUAGUUUUUGGCUUCUUAUUGCGUAUAAUAAACUAAAUGCUAAUAUAAUUAAGUUUCCAAAGUUUUAAUUGUUUAAAGUAAAGGCUGAUAAUAAAUUUUUUAAAUAGGAACGCACUUGAAUUUUCCAA
Messenger RNA from Ceratitis capitata (Mediterranean fruit fly), 2539 nucleotides. RefSeq names its product rab5 GDP/GTP exchange factor (gene Rabex-5). Gene Ontology annotation, molecular function: zinc ion binding; small GTPase binding; guanyl-nucleotide exchange factor activity. The transcript is spliced from 7 exons. NCBI's taxonomy places the organism in Eukaryota, Metazoa, Arthropoda, Insecta, Diptera, Tephritidae. Gene Ontology annotation, cellular component: cytosol; endocytic vesicle. Gene Ontology annotation, biological process: vesicle-mediated transport. The record is from RefSeq and is a predicted model, not a curated record. The coding region runs from base 131 to 2353 and encodes 740 amino acids.